Molecule: messenger RNA, 1551 nt
Organism: Torulaspora globosa
Lineage: Eukaryota; Fungi; Ascomycota; Saccharomycetes; Saccharomycetales; Saccharomycetaceae
Exons: 1
Coding region: 1-1551 (516 amino acids)
Biological process (GO): response to endoplasmic reticulum stress; protein folding
Cellular component (GO): endoplasmic reticulum
Molecular function (GO): protein disulfide isomerase activity
Source: RefSeq, a predicted model, not a curated record
AUGUUGUUAGACAAGAAGACUGUUUUUCAUUUUGCCACCCUCUUGGCAUCUGCGUUGGGAGUCGCGGCACAAGAAGGAGCCGUUGCUCCAGAAGACUCAGCUGUGGUCAAGCUUACGUCUGAAACCUUUGAGGACUUCAUCAAAGAGAAUCCUUUGGCUUUGGUGGAGUUUUUCGCGCCAUGGUGUGGUCACUGUAAAACGCUGGGUCCUCAGUUUGUAAAGGCUGCUGACGCUUUGCAGGACAAAGGCAUACCUUUGGCUCAAGUGGACUGUACGGAGCAACAGGAACUCUGUAUGGCCCAGGGGAUCAGAGGUUAUCCUUCAUUGAAGACUUUCAGGGAUCAUGAUGUGGAGAAUCCAAAAGACUACGAGGGUGCAAGAUCUGCCGAGGCAAUUAUAAACUACAUGCUGAAACAGACUUUACCUGUAGUACAGGUUUUUGACUCUGAAGAGCCAUUGAAGGAAUUCUUGGCAAACGCUACUCUUCCUGUCAUCAUUUCAAAUGGCGCAGCGGCAUUAAACGAAACUUUCUACCAAACUGCAAACAAGUAUUCAGAUGAAUAUUCUUUUGUCACUUAUCCUGGGUCCAAGUCUGAGCUAUCUUUGCAAUUGCCUGGUGUCCCCGAGCCAAUUGUUUACAACGGCGAUGUCAAGAAGAUUGAAGACUCACCUGAGGUCUUGGAAAAUUGGCUCAAGGUCGAAGCUCUUCCAUACUUCGGUGAAGUUAACGGUGACACGUUCGCUUCCUACAUGGAGAGUGGUCUGCCCUUGGCUUACUUCUUCUAUACUAACGAAGAUGAGUUGAAGGAAUUCACUCCAUUUUUUACCGAAUUGGCUAAAAAACACCGUGGUAAGCUGAACUUCGCCGGUUUGGAUUCAAGAAAAUUUGGUAGACACGCUGAAAGCUUGAACAUGCGCCAACAAUUCCCAUUGUUCGCUAUCCACAACAUUACUAGUAACUUGAAGUAUGGGCUCCCACAAUUAGCUGAGGAAGAAUUCGAGAAGUUAACUGAUGCCGUGAAAUUGGAAACCAAGCAUAUUAAAACAUUGGUCAGUGACCUACUCUCUGGUAAAGCCGAGCCUAUUGUAAAAUCUGAAGACAUUCCUGAAGUCCAAGAAUCAAAUGUAUACAAGAUUGUCGGUAAGACCCAUGAUGACUUGGUCAAGAACAACAAGAAGGAUGUUUUAGUCAAGUACUAUGCCCCAUGGUGUGGUCACUGCAAGAGAUUGGCUCCAAUCUAUGAGGAGUUGGCUGAUAUCUUAGCCGCUGAGAAUGACUUCAUCAUCGGUGAAGUCGAUGCUACUCUAAAUGAUAUCCAGGACGUUGUGAUCGAAGGUUACCCAACGAUCAUUCUUUACCCUGCAGGUAAGAAUGCCGAACCAGUCGUGUUUAACUCCCAAAGAGACCUGGAUUCUUUCCUAGCCUUUAUUGAGGAGAAUGCUGGCAACAAGAUCGAUACUAAGUCUGUUCGUGAGGCCUACGAGAAAGAGCAGGCCAAGAAGGAGGAGGUCCAGGCGGAAGAUGAGGGUACUGAGCAUGACGAAUUGUGA